Notolabrus celidotus (New Zealand spotty) is the source of this 1055-nucleotide messenger RNA. RefSeq names its product COMM domain containing 9 (gene commd9). The transcript has 6 exons. Lineage: Eukaryota; Metazoa; Chordata; Actinopteri; Labriformes; Labridae. The record is from RefSeq and is a predicted model, not a curated record. The coding region runs from base 25 to 663 and encodes 212 amino acids.
UUACUUGGUUGAACUACAUUUCCCAUGAGCACUUGCACCAUCCGCCUGUCACAUGACUACAACUGUACGUCACAUGUCAACAUGGCUGCCACGAUCUCCAGCGAACAUUUCGACAACUUACAGCUUCUCCUAAAGGCUCCCUCUAAAGAUGCAGUCAGGGAGGUUACUGUGAGGAGUCACAGAGGACCGAGGAGAGAGCUGACAGAGAGCACAGCAGACACACUCAGUGUCCCUACAGCUCAGGCUGCUGAGCUGGUCCGGUCCCUCCACUUCCUGUCUCAUCAUGUCCUCUUCUAUAACCUGAGCUCUCCGGAGCAGAUCCUCGCCCUCUUCCCUGAAUCCUUCCACUCCAGUCUGAAGAACCUGAUCACCAAGAUCCUGCUGGAGAACAGUGCGGCGUGGAGAACAGACGCUCUCGGUACUCAGAUCUCCCUCCCUCAGUUGAAGGAGCUGGACUGGAGAGUCGACAUGGUGACCGGCUCAGACUCGGUCAGUCGGAUGUCUGUCCCAACCUGCCUGGUUCAGCUGAAGAUCGAGGAUCCGUCAGCGGGCGCCGACUCGCUCUCGGCGGUGACGGUGGAGCUGAGUCGAGAGUCUCUGGACACGAUCCUGGACGGACUGGGACGCAUCAGAGACCAGCUGUCUGUGGUCGCCGGGAAAUGAGGUCAGCUGAUUGGUGUGAUGAUGUCACGGCGUUCUCUCUGUGGACACUUUGAACAGAGCGGCGUUGAGGUGUUUGACCUGGAGUGACCUCCUCUUCAUGUUGAAGCGGUGUCAUCGACACCUCAUGUACUCUUUGUUUAACUUCCUCUCGUUAGUUUGUGUGAGCGAUGAUUGAUUGAUUAACGAGCUCAGCUGUAAAAUAACUCUCUGCUUCACUUCUUCAGUUUCUCUAAAGACUCAAAAUAUUCUUAAACUAAAGCUUCAAAGAAACGACUUUUCAUUCCUUUGAGUGGAAGCUGUUUGUAUUUUUCAAGCUGUUGAUAUUUAGACCCAGGAAUGAUUCAGAUCUGCCUUAUUAAUAAAUGUCUGACCAUGAGGUUCUUGAUAUCAUC